GACAAAACAGACCUAUAACUACUGUGAGAGACUAGAUUCUAACAUCAUUCAUCGGAGUCAUCGAUAAUCUGUACCGUACAUCUAGUUCAUCAAACAGUUCCAUCUUUUAUCACAGGGGUUGACACUCAAGUCCAGCAGACACCAGCUCAGUCCAUCUAGUCAAGGUGUUCUACAGCCUUCCGGAAAUGCCGGACGCAUGUAUGUCACAAGACUGCUCCAGACGUUGCUCUUGCCAUGAACAUCGUGACUGUAGGACCAGAAGCACCUCACAUCACAACUACUGUGAUGAAUCAAAUUACGAGGAGGAGUCACGCACGAGAUGUGAGUCCCCAAGAUACAAAGUGAUGGGCAAGCGAGAAUUACAAGAGUCCUUCAUGAACGAAUGUAGCUGCUGCUGCAAAGCCAAACCGCCACCGGAACCGGAAAAACCUGGCUGCGAGAUACCGGAACCAUCGAGCGAAGAGGAAGAUCAGAUAGCCGUAGUCAGGGAGGACCCGUGCGAGGACGAAGGUGCUCGUAAGCUCGGGCUUUACGUCAAGAUGGCCAUCUUCUUGAUCAUGUUUGUGGCCCUGUCUUACCUCUUGUACAGGUUUCUCCAGUCGUACAGCAAGGCUCACGAAAUCAUGAAUGUUAUGUUUCUGCUUCUGAUCACGCUCAUCCUAUUUGAGCCCAAACAUUUUAUACCCUCACUGGUCAUGAACAAUAUAUGUUAACUUUGGACAGAGCCCAAUUUUUUUGUUUGUUUACCCAAUAUUGUCAUCAACAUGUUCACUUUAGGCAGAGCCCAAAUAUUUUUGUACCCUAUAUGGUCAUGAACAAUAAGUUAACUUUAGGCAGAGCCCAAAUAUUGUUUCUCUAUUUGGUCAAGAACAUCAUAAGUUAACUUUAGGCAGAACCCAGAUAUUUUUUCUCUAUAUGGUCAAGUUCAUCAUAAGUUAACUACUAUAUCUGUUCAAGAACUCCAUACUCUAUCUGGUCAAGAAGAACAUAAAUAAACCUUAGGCAGACCCUAACUAAAUAGUCGGAAACCAAUAAGACAAUGUGUAUAUACCAUAGAAAACUGCCCUAUUAAAUACCGAAACUAGAAUCACAAAGGCUUCUUUUAUUUUUUUUUCAGCCAUCAUGGAGGAAAAUCAUAUUUUAUUUUUGUGUUGUCUGUCUGUCACAUUGGGAUAUUAAAAAUUUAAAGCACUAUUAAAAUUCUUAUUUCACAAUUGCCUUUCUUAUGGUCGAAUAGGUGUAGCUGAGAGCUUACCCUAUGGUUUUUAAAUGGCAAAUGUACAUUUAUAUUGUAUGCACAUACCACAUGUACAAUUUUGUACUAAAUGAAAAAGGUAUAGUGUCUAGUGUGAUCUUAACACUUAUAUGUGCCAAUUACAUAGUAAGUCCAAUUUGUCCAUAAGUAAAACAGCUAUGUAAUGUCUUCCGAAAGCAUGAUCUUUAGUUGUUUAAAGUGUGUACAGCGAAUAUAGGGCCUACACAUGUACAAGUUUUCUUUAUAACAAGAUGUAAAGGCAGUUUUUUUUUUUUUUUUUGACAGCUGCAGGAAUUAUCUUAUCUUGUAUAAUACAGACGUUACUUCAAAAAAGAUGAUUACGUCCUACGCGUCAUGCAUAAUAACCAAUGACUUAAAUUCUGCCAAGUCACUGGUUUUCCUGGCUAGCUCAGGCAACCCAUUCCAUGCUCUAAUAGCACUAGGGAAGAAGGAGUAUUUGUACAAAUUAGUCCUAGCAUAUGGGACGAGGAAUGUGCCUUUAUCUUUGUGUCUUUCAGAGUAUUUUAUUAAAUUUUGUUUUUGUAUUUGAAGAUUAUGGUUCAGUGUUUUAUGUAUUAUUGCUACUUUACUUUUGAGCCUUCUGUCCUGAAGGCUUUCUAAAUUUAGUGAUUUUACUAAAGGUGUUACUCUAGUCAAAUGUGAAUAUUCGUUUGUUAUGAAUCGCACUGCUCUAUUUUGUGUCUGUUCUAGUUUCUUAAUGUUUUCUUGAGUUGAGGGGUCCCAAACAGAGGAUGCAUAUUCUAUUAUUGGCCUAACCAAGGUUAAAUAACAUUUUAGUUUUAUGUUCUUAUUUGAUUUAUAGAAAUUUCUUUUAAUAAAUCCUAAUGCUUUGUUUGAUUUUUUUGUAGUUUCAUCAAUAUGUGGAUUCCAUGACAGUUUUUCAUUUAUUAUAACACCUAGGUAUUUUGCGUUUUUAGUCUGUGUUACUGGUUUGCCAUGAAUAAGAUAAGUGGAAUUAAUUUGUUUUAGUUUUUUUGUUACUCUUAACAACUGACAUUUUUCUGGGUGGAAAGACAUGCUCCAAUUUGAUUCCCAUUUCUGUAAUUCAUCUAAUUCUCUUUGUAAAAUAUCUGUGUCUUGUGUUGUUUUUAUUGUUCUAUAUAUUAUGCAAUCGUCUGCAAAUAAUCUGACUUUUGUUCCUGAAGUAAUGCAAUUUGGUAAAUCAUUUAUGUAAAUUAAAAAUAGUAGUGGACCCAAGACUGUUCCUUGAGGUACACCUGAGUUACUGUUAUCGGUGUUGAUUUAGAACCAUUUAUUAUUACAGAAUAUUUAGAACUCCAAAAUUGUACGAAAGAUGUUUUUAAAAAAAAGUCAAAAUUUCUCCUAAGUCUGUUAUUAAUGAUAAUUAUGGUAUGUCUGUUGGCAGACUGUUAUGAAUAUGAUACAAGUUUCAAGCUCUAGAUCAAGCAAUUAAAAAUAAGCAGUGGUGUAGAUGAACAAGCUUUGAGAAACAAGAGUGUAGUUAUUUCCCCUAGAAAUACUGAAGAGUGUAUGUUACUUAGUAAUAUGUUGUGUCAGAUAUGAAGUCAAAAAAAUUUUGUGGCUAGAUAAAAUAACAUUAAGCAAUUAUGAAUGCAUGAUUUUUAUAAUUUAUUUGUAUCAUAGAUUCAUUAGUAUCCUUUGAAAAACACAUGUUUAGCUUUCCGACACAGUAAGAUUCAACAAUUUAUACAACCAAUUAUGAGGUAUGUACAGAAAUAAUCAAUAGCUCUACAACCAAAGAUAAAAAAACGAACAUACAAGUUAGAAAAAAAAAAGAAAAUUAAAAAAAAAACAAAAAAACAA
Messenger RNA from Biomphalaria glabrata, 3061 nucleotides. RefSeq lists its product as uncharacterized. NCBI's taxonomy places the organism in Eukaryota, Metazoa, Mollusca, Gastropoda, Planorbidae. The record is from RefSeq and is a predicted model, not a curated record. The transcript has 3 exons. Bases 186 to 713 code for a protein of 175 amino acids.